Messenger RNA from Mugil cephalus (flathead mullet), 1561 nucleotides. RefSeq names its product olfactomedin-4-like. Lineage: Eukaryota; Metazoa; Chordata; Actinopteri; Mugiliformes; Mugilidae. Gene Ontology annotation, biological process: signal transduction. The coding region runs from base 31 to 1458 and encodes 475 amino acids. The record is from RefSeq and is a predicted model, not a curated record. The transcript is spliced from 5 exons.
UGUCGCACGCAUCAGCUGUGCUAAUAAGAGAUGACCAUAGCUAUCCCUUCUGAAUCAGCCAGACACACCACCGGCAGAGACACAAUGCCUUUGACUUUACUGCUGAUCUUUGCCUUACCGAGUCUUGCAUUGGCUUGGCUGCCAGUGGAGGACUGGGAGACAGGGAAUGUGACCAUUUCUGGUGAUGGACUGGAGUGCGUUUGCAGUGUGUUCCUGCCUGACAGCGCCUUCCCUGCAGACCGAGUACAACACAUGCAGCAAUUAACAACUGAUCUAACGCUGGAGGUGGAGAUUCAGAUGAAUAAGAUUCUACUCUAUGGGGGCAAACUUGAUGUCUUCUUAGGAGAACUGUUGGACCUGACAGUCAGAGUGGCCCUAAUGGAGAGCAGCCCUGACAAUUACAUCAAACUGGAUUUUGAGCUGCUCAGAGUGGAAAUCACAGAGUUUGAGUCCCUGGUGUCUCAGCUCAUAGACUCCCUCAACACCUCUUCGCCCACGCUGGACAGUCUGUACUCCGAGAUUCACAACAUGACCCUGAUCGUGAAUCAGCUGGAGACGUACGACAAGAGCAACCUGGAAGUGAUCCGCAUUGAGUUUGCUAAGUUGCAGAGGAAGCUGAAAGAAUGCCAAGAGGAUGAAGAUUCAUUCUUUAAGCCUGACAUUGGUAAUUGCAACCACACAGGAAUCACUGCUGUUAGCAAGCCCAUAGUUAUCCAGCUUAAUGCUCACUUGAACCCAGGUUACAAAUAUGGCGGCUGGGGAAAAGACUCCAAACCAGUCCGAGGCUUUGAAUCAAUGCACUGGUAUGGUGCAUACAGCACUCCCUCAGUGUAUGAAUUCUACUUGUAUUCUAACUAUGACAAAAUCCUUCAGAGGUCGUCCUUCACGCACCAUGGUCUGCCACAAGGGUACGAAGGUACCGGUAAUAAUUACAUUGUUCAUGGCAACACCAUAUAUUACCAGGCUGCUAAUCCACUGAGAAUGUCCAAACUGAAUCUGACCUCUUCAGUUUUCAGUCACAAACAAAUGACGAAAGCAAGCGAAAGCUUCACUUACACUCACUCCCCAAAACAGUACCUGGACUUCUCUGCCGAUGAGAAAGGAUUGUGGGUAAUGUAUUCCACAGAGGAGGUCAAGGGUAACAUUGAGAUCGCCAAGAUAGAUGAGAAAUCAUUUGGUAUUGAGAGUGUGUGGACCACUAAUGCGUUUAAGCCUCUAGUAGGGAAUGCUUUCAUGGCGUGUGGAGUCAUGUAUGCCACAAGGCCAGGGGGUCUGAAGACGGAGGAGAUCUAUUACUCGUACGACACUGCCACUAAAGAGGAGAAAUACAUGAGUAUCCCCCUCCAGAAAUUCCAGGAGGAAUUUGCCAACCUGCACUACAAUCCCACUGACCAGAAGCUCUACAUGUACAACAACGGCUACUACAUGUCCUAUCGUGUGAGGUUCAAUAAAGGAUGAGGCCUCCUGUUCUCGAUCAGCUGUAUUGUAAUUAAUACAAAUGAUAUUUUACAGGAUAUCUGAGAUCUCUGUGACUGUUUGUGGAAUAAAAUCAAAACUGAGC